UAGUUGUUCUGCCUGCCAUUUUACUUUUCAUGGAAGUCUCGCCAAGUCUCGGAUUUCGCCGAGAGUCUCGACAUAUUUCCCCUGCACGCCUACCAAAAGUCAUAACCAAAAGAAGAUGCCGGAAAGUGUGGUCUAAACUUCCACCGGUGUCAGUUCGCCGCUUUUUCAGAGAUCCAAUAUGCGUUCGACCUAGCGAAACAGACUUGUUAAAAAAGCUGAAGGAUAUUGGUGGCUUCAACCCUCGGUACGUGGCAACCAACAGGAUACAAGCGAAGAAAUUCCCCAAUCUUCUUAGAGAUAUGGACCCUGUGCCUGCUAAACGACCCCCAUACAGGCAGACCAAGAACACUUCCACUACUAUCACCUUGGUUGGGAGGAAACUAGGAAACGUCUUACCAAAGGUUGCAGGUACUACCGUUAACCAAGAAUGCUUUGCUGCAGGUUCCAUCGUUUCAGGAAGCGUCUUACAGCGUCUUUGCAGCGAAUGCUCAGCCAUUACGCAACUUCCAGUUGAUGUUUUCCCUCGAUUUAUCAAUGAGAUUAUCUGCGAGGAAACCGGCAUCCAGUUUUGCGGCUCUCCACCUAUAGGCCAAUGUCAACAAAGGAAUUUGCAAUUUAGGUUUCUUCGUUUCACAGGAAAUUUUAUACGAAACGAUGAACUUAGUGCGCUACUUGGAUUUGAUGUGUUUGUCGAAGAGACUGACGAUUUUGAUCAAAAUGUUAGAGGAUGUUGCGAGUGCCGUACCUUCGUGGGCUGAACUGAUAAUAUUUAAAGUGCCAGAAACCAUAAUAAACUAUUCUAUUUUGCUUAACAAUUUUAAUCCACAUUCAAUAAUUGCCGAAUAAGCUUAUGUGAUGCUCGGUAUAUCUUUCAGCGAAGUACUUACAAAAAUUUUUUUCAUUUUUAUUAUCGAUUAGAAUUUACAAGAAUAGGUAGUGAAAUCGCGUUGCGAAUUUCACAUGGCAGUGGCGUUUGAAGCGAAAAAUUCUAGCUGAAAUAGCAUCAUUUGGUUUCGCCAGAGAGCUUACUCUCAAAAUCUCUGCUUUUGAGGAACACGCAGCGAAAGUUUCAGGAAUAAUGACAGGAACUGCAUUGAUUUAUGGGAAUUUCAAAGUACAAUGUGAUGUAGUGGUUGUCUUAGCAACAUGUUAUAUGCUGAUUUUUUAUCUAGUGUUCAACAAUUAUUGUAAAACUAACCAUUAUUUCUGUGUAAAAGUAAAAGAUUGUACUAAACAUAAAUAUUACAAAUAAUGCUUAUGAAAAAUAAAGGCUACCACAUACGUGGCAAUGAAAAGAA
Molecule: messenger RNA, 1298 nt
Organism: Stylophora pistillata
Lineage: Eukaryota; Metazoa; Cnidaria; Anthozoa; Scleractinia; Pocilloporidae
Product: putative skeletal organic matrix protein 8
Source: RefSeq, a predicted model, not a curated record